Molecule: messenger RNA, 2149 nt
Organism: Glossina fuscipes
Lineage: Eukaryota; Metazoa; Arthropoda; Insecta; Diptera; Glossinidae
Product: zinc finger protein 268
Exons: 2
Coding region: 66-1229 (387 amino acids)
Biological process (GO): regulation of transcription by RNA polymerase II
Cellular component (GO): nucleus
Molecular function (GO): zinc ion binding; RNA polymerase II cis-regulatory region sequence-specific DNA binding; DNA-binding transcription factor activity
Source: RefSeq, a predicted model, not a curated record
UUCGCAGAGUUAACAUGUAUUAUUAAAUUUUUUUAAACCGGCGAAUUUUAAUUUUUGAUUAGACAAUGAAUGCAAAUAUUUGUCGUUGCUGUCUUAUGGAGAAUCCUAUCAUUACUUAUAAUAUCUUUGAUCAGACUACAAAUCUGUGGAAUGAGUUGCGUGAAUGUUCGCCUAUAGAAGUACAAAUUAAACCUGAUGACGGUUUACCACGUGUGAUUUGUGAUUUGUGUUGGUUGCGGGUUCAAGAAGCGAUCGAUUUUCGAAAGCGUUGUCUGAUCGCCGACAGAGAAUUGAGACAACGUUACGCCGAACAUAAGAAUAAAGCUGUAGAGGAAGUUUUGGGCUUAAUAGAGAAAUUGCGAGAAAAAGAUUUAUUGGAAUCUCAAAACAAUAGAUCGCCCAUUAAUUUGCAAGAAAUUUUAAACGAAGAGCUAGAUUUAAUCGAUUUGGAUAAUCCUCAGACAAAUUUGUUAAAUAAUUUUACUAGUGCAACAAAUGAGGAUCCUGUACCUAAUAAUAUAGUUGAAUCUACCAGUGAUAAUCACUAUAACUCUUCCUUAAAAACAUGCGAGACUGAUAAUAAUCAGAAAGAAUCGCCUUGCUUAGAGACAACACAGGAUGAUUCGGUUAGACAUAAAAAAGGACCGUUUUAUUGCCCGAAAUGCGAAAAGAAAUUUACGCGAAACUUUCAAUUAAAGUUACACAUGACAUCCGUCCAUAAAUUGGGCAACGCGCCUGAAUAUAAAUGCAAUACAUGUGAGAAAAUCUUUGCUUCCCUUCAUAGUCUCAGUUAUCAUCAGAAAUCUGUACAUUCGCAAGAAAGACCAUUUAGGUGCACACACUGCCGCCGGCAGUUUGUAUUGCGUAGUCAAUUGAAUUCACACCUGCGUGUACACACCGGCGAAAGUAAGCCCCGUACGCAUGAGUGCUGCGAUUGCGGUAAACUGUGGCCAACAAAAUCGGAUUUGCGAACUCAUAUGCGUUCCCAUAAUCCCAAAAUUGAACGGCCUUUUAAAUGCAAUGAAUGUGAGAAAAGUUUCUUUACACGGGGUCAUUUAAAGUCACAUCUAUUGGUGCAUACCGGAGAAAAGCCAUUUUCUUGCGAGUAUUGCGAACGUGCGUAUCAAAGUAUUGGCAAUCUAAAUAAUCAUUUAAUUCGCCGCCAUAUGGAUGAAGUGAAAAAUACGCGGUGCGAGGAGAGAGAAAAUAAAGUGUUAAUGGAGCUCUGAGCUCUGAGGGAAUCGGACAGAAUUCAGAAGAAAGAGUAUUGCAAAUAUGUGGAAAGUAUUUAGUGUAACAUUAAUUAGAAAUUAAGUGAUAAUCCACAUGAAUAACUAUAAGAAAUAAGAAAGUUAAAUUCAUCACAAGACGAGUCCUCUGUAUUGAUCGUAUUCAGAAAAUCUUUCACCUUGUUCACUGUUUUGAUAGCGAUGGUGACAAAAUUGAAAUCGAUAUUUGUCGUAGCUUGAAAGAUGUUUCCGUUUCUUUAGCUCCUUAGCAACUUUUUAAGACAGCUUGAGCUACCUUCAAGUUUUGUCUUAUCAGAAACGCCUGCGCUAAGUGUCAUCUUCUGCCCACUAUGAAUGAAGGGACUAUUAAACGCAGAUAAAUUGAUUCGGGAUCUAUGGUGAUCGGUAUAAAAAUUAGAUCGAUCUGUAAUAGGAUCACCUAUUAUUUCCUUUAUUGCAAUAAUUAAUAAAUCCCUCACAAAUACAUUCGAAAUCUUACCUUAGUUAAGUUUGUAAAUAUAUCAUGGAGAACUCCGCACACAUUGUAAGAUGAUAGAUCGCUUCAGAGAUGAGUUUGACAGAAUAACUUCGCAUUUAAAUACGUCCAUUAGUAAAUAAAUUACACUUACUUUGAUGCUUAAUAUAAUCAAAUUAAUAAAAUUUAAAUAAACCACAAAUGUUUGCAUAUCACAUCGUGCAUGGAUGUGUCAAUGCAUUUGCACUGCUUUACACGCAAUCGAUACCUGCUAUUAUGUAUAAAAAGAUCUAUAUCUAUAAAGAUAGAAAUGAUUUCCAUUAGCUAUUAGAUAUUUGGUUUAUUUCUGCUUCCUCGCAAUAUUAUCGAUUUCAUUCACAUGAUAAAUGUUUCGAAAGUAUAUACAUACAUGUAUUUCUUGCUUUCAUGGAAAAUUGAAAUUUAU